CGUCGCUGUCUCUCACGUGCUCACUGAGGCACAAACCGCAACACGAUACCGGCACCGGUGACCCUCCCGAGACGCCAUGCCAGGACGCGGGCUACACAAGCCCUCGCGGUGGCCUGAGACUUCAAGACGUUGCUUCACUGACCUCGUGUUCUCUAUCGUGCUGCUAUUUCAGAGCACAAGCGCGAGUUUAGAAAUGACGCCGACAACCGCGAUAGCCCAAUCGGACGUUGCCUGUCCGGCACACUGCAGGUGCCUAUUUCCUCAGAGGCACACGAGCUGCCUCGAUGCCAGACUCAGUGAAGUUCCACAAAAUGUGCCCUCGAACACCUCCCAAUUCGACCUGCAGGGAAACCAGCUCCGCACUUUGCCAACCAACGCUUUCCGAAAUUUGUCCGUGCUCAAGUCGUUGCACCUCAUCGACUGCGAGUUAUCGAUUGUGAAACCCGGUGCCUUCAAUGGCCUCUCCGAGCUGACGUAUCUCUACCUGCAAAACAACAGUUUGAAGAGCCUCCAGGUAGGAUUAUUUGAUGGACUUGUCAGCGUUACGUACCUCUACCUCGACUAUAACCAACUGGAUAGCAUCUGUUCAGGUAUUUUCUCCCCAAUGAAGAAGUUAACUGGCCUCUACAUUCGCUACAACCACCUGACUUGGCUCGCAGACCACACUUUCCAGGGUCUUACUUCUCUGCAGUGGCUCUACCUGAACGACAACUCCAUCUCAAAUAUAUCGAAAUAUGCCUUUCAUGGCCUACAAGCUCUGCGUCGUCUCGCCCUCGAUGGGAACAACCUGACGACCCCUCCGUCGGACGCGAUUCGUGUUUUGGACAACCUGAACUUGCUUCGACUCAGCAGGAACCCCGUGCCAUCGCUGAAAAACAACUGGCUGGCCCGCGGCAUUCGCGGCCUCACCCACCUCCACCUGGACGAGAUGGGCUUGACCAGCUUGGGUGUCCGAGCUUUUGCUCGCCUGCGCCGCCUGCGUGUGCUCACGUUGCGCAACAACCGACUGACCUCGCUGCGCUCGAUACUGUCGCUCAAGUCGCUCGCGACCGUGGGCCUCAGUGGCAACCCGUGGCUGUGCGAUUGCCGCCUCAUUGAGCUGUGGACGUGGCUCGUGAGUCGGGCAUACGAAACUCCUGGGGAGGUGAUUUGUCGCAACCCUCCAGCACUCCAAGGGACGUAUCUUGCCCUCACCAAGCUGCAGAUUCUCACCUGCCCUGCAUUUGAGAACGAAACUGCAGCUACAGAAAUAUCCCAUUUCAAUGAAGCCUCAACACUCUACCAAACUACAGGAGGCCCACGCGCUACAGAGACAUCACGGACUCAAGGCUGGAAAUCGAUCAACCACACCACCUCCCAGAGACUUCGGAGACCUACCCUUCCUACUCUUCCUGCCCAUCCGACCGAUGUGCACGCUUCCACGGUGACAGAAGCUGUGGAGACUCUGGAGCCGUGCAGAUCCUCUGAGAUCCAGCACGUUAGGGUGGAGGUGUAUCCAAGAUCGGUGAAACUGGAGUGGGAGUCACUGUCACCAGACCCUUGGGCAGAAUUCCAGGCAUGGACAGUGGACGAUUUUUUGUUCAACCUUGCCUGA
This is a messenger RNA of Lethenteron reissneri (Far Eastern brook lamprey), 1594 nucleotides long. Its product is annotated as chondroadherin-like. Lineage: Eukaryota; Metazoa; Chordata; Hyperoartia; Petromyzontiformes; Petromyzontidae. Gene Ontology annotation, molecular function: protein binding. Gene Ontology annotation, cellular component: plasma membrane. The record is from RefSeq and is a predicted model, not a curated record.